Messenger RNA from Bursaphelenchus xylophilus (pine wood nematode), 4249 nucleotides. Lineage: Eukaryota; Metazoa; Nematoda; Chromadorea; Rhabditida; Aphelenchoididae. The record is from the annotation of a GenBank genome assembly.
AUGUCCGAAGCGGGGAAAAAACCAGACGAAGCGGUAAAAUGGUCCGAAAAUUUGAACAAUUAUGUCAUCAAAUAUUUGAUUAUCAUGUCAAAGUAAGUCGGGUGGGUAAAAUACGGCGUGUUCUCUGUGAACGACAAUUUUUUGUUUUUAGAUACAGAACGGUGUUCCAGGGCAUGUUUGGUGAAGAAAAGGUGGUGAUCAAGGUGUCGAGACUCACUAAAAGACCGACGGACAAGAUUGUAAGUUAAUUUUAUUAUUUUUUUAUUUUUUAGUACCUCCAGCGUGAACUUGAAUUCCUCCGCUCGGCCAAUCACCCGAAUAUCCGAGAUUUCUGCCCAAUCAAGGAGCCUUCUUUGGCUGAGACUCAUAGUUUUUAUGCUUCUACCCAUGCUUACGAACUCCCGGUUCUGUUGGACCUCCGGCGCGAAGAAAUCGGCAAAAAAGAUGAUUCGGAUUCAGAUGAAGUUGAACUUCCAUUGAGUGAGAAGUGUGUUCAACAGAUGGCAAACCAGGUGAGUAUCGAUCGGAAUUUUGAUAAAUCAAAAAAAAUUGAAUUUUUUAAAAAUUUUGAAGCGAAAUGCAUCAAAAAGUAUCCAAAAAAAAUUUGGCGUAAAAAUAAAAAAAGUAUUUUUUAAAUGUUUUAACGGUUCUAUAAACCGAUCAUAAAAAAAUUCAGAUCAUUUCCGGCCUGUCCUACCUCCAUAAACAAGGAUUUUUGCACAGCAGAUUGAGAAAGGACUACAUCACGCUGAGUGAAGAUGGGACCGUGAAAUUGAUCGGAUUUGCAAGAAUGGCCUUGAUUGAUGAGGACGACGACCAAGUGGAUAUCAGAAAUGGGUUCACUGGAGAAACCUAUGAGAUCGAGGAUGAAAGUUUGUAAGUUUUGAGCCGAGAUUUUGUGUUUGGGCAGAAUGCCAAAAAUGGCGGGAAAAUAGAAAUUUGAAAAUUCAUGCGAGAGAAGAAGUGGAAAUCCAAAAUGUAGCAUUGUUGAGCUCUGUAGACGUUUUUUUCUUGUUUUUCUUCAAUAUUUACAACUUUUUGUCGCUUGCAACAGAAUGCCAAAAGCCAGAAAUUUUCAAAUUGUCCCAUUUUCAAUUCAAUCUUUUCAGCUUUUUGGGUCUUUUAUGUGUCGAACUGCUUCUGGAUGAGAGUCCGUUUGAUCCGGACGUCCUUUUUGGCCGCCCCACCAGCAGACGUCUCCGUCAAUAUCAACAAGAGUAUAAAGCAAUGAAAAAAAGAGUAAGUUUAGAGUCGAAAAUGAAACUGGAGCAACGGUAGGCGUAUUUUGAAAACAUUACAGACAUUUUUUGCAGUAUUUUUACCUCGGUUUGACAUUUUUUGAAAGUUGAAACACUAUGCCAAGAAUUUAAAAAUGGCGGGAAAUUUGAAUUUUUUCCAAAAUUAAGUUGGUGGAUGUUUUGAAUUAACAUUUUUCAGCGAAUUUUCUCCCUGCCAGCCAUUUUUCCCGAUGGCGAUCCGGAUAAAAUGGAAAAAUUGGAGAGAAAUUUGUCGUUGGAGGGCCGCAGCUUCCUGGAAAAGACAAUUUUUUCAUCGAAGGACUCACGGCCGACCUGCGAACAACUAAAAGAGCACGCUUGGAUUAAAGGAAAGGACGGUGUGGACGUGAUUGUGGACGAAUUAGUCCAUCGAGGUGCCACGGAAAGGGCGGAUUACAUUUUGAGACGGGAGAAUGCGGUAAUGUGGUUUGAAUCGAUGAAAUUGGGCAAUGGCCGCAUUCUCAUUUCGAUUCUGGGAUCAAUCUACUCGAAACCGAGUUCUGUAAGUCUUGGGUUUUAGUAUAAAAUUGAGAUUUUUUGAAUUUUUUUGGUGGGUAAUUGAGUAAUGAGGCUUGUUUUGAUAAAAUUUAUGAUGGAGAGUGGGUAUUUUUGUUAUUUUUUAUUGAUUAUUUUGUCAUUUUAGCAUUUAUACCUCCCAUUCACGGCUCCAAUGCCAAUGGAACACAAUAUGGCGGAAGUCCGGCAAAUCGUCGAAUAUAACUUACUUCAGAUGCUGGGAUUGGCCAUAACGUAGGUUGUUUUUGGUGGAUUUUGUCGACGAAUUCAAUUUUUUAUCGAUGGAUUUGUCGAUGGAAUUGAAUUUUAUAGAAAAUUUUUUGCCGUUAGGUCUUUUUGGAGGAUUUUGAAGAAUUUCCAUCGAUGAUAUUUGUACCGUUUGUUGAUGAAAUUUCUUUCUUUGAUGAAAAGUCUCCAACAUGUACAGUGGCGGGCCUGGUCCAGUUGCAAAAAACGUACCAUUUUGAUUCCGGGAUGUAUCAAAAAUGUGGCAAAAUACCUCCCUCUCCAAAUAAAAAACUCUGAUUUCAAAAGCUUUUUGUAAGGAAAGGAACUUCAAAGCGGAGUUUUUUCAGUUGGAGAGGGAGGCAUUUUGCUACAUUUUGAUACUUCCCGGAUGCAAAAUGGUACGUUUUUCGCCACUGGAUCAGGUCCGUCACUGUAAAUGUUGGAGACUUUUCAUCGACAAAAAAAAAUUUCAUCAACAAAUUUCGUAGAUGAAAUUUUUCAAAAUCCUCCAAAAAGACCUAACGGCAAAAAAUUUUUUAUAAAAUUCAAAAUUUCAUCGACAAAUUAAUCGAUUAAAAAUUGAAUCCAUCAACAAAUUGUACAGAUUUCAUCAAUGAGAAGUCACCAAAAGAAUUUAAUUUUCAGCAACGUCCAGUUUUUCCACCUUGUCGAAAAAAUCAUGGAGAAGAUGGACAUUGUCUCCCGCGUCCCCUACGUCGUCCUCAGAGAGGUUAUCGGUUUCCCAACGGGCGACAAGACCGAUGUAGUCAACGGCUUGACGGACUGUGUUAUGGUUUUUGUGACCAAGGACAAGUACGAAUUCCAUCAAUUCCUGAAGACCAACUGGCCCAAGGUCUAUCGCCUCUACAGCGACAAGUUUUAUGGGCAUGAAAGUAUGGCCACCGACAUUGAGCACUUGAAUAAGGCGUUUCCAAGGUAUGACUCGCUGCCCACUCGAAUUGCGAAGUCGGAAGAGAAGGUUGAGACGGCAGCUGGUGAGUUGAUGUGGUUGGAGAAGGUUUAAUUGGAUUUUUGGCCUUACAAGGAAAGCACUUAUAUGGGGUGUGGAGUUACAGGUCGAGACAUAUAUCAAAAAAAUCACAAAUUUUUUCUGAUUCAGAAUGUGUAAAAAUUAGCUGCCUAAUUUUGGUCUGUGAGGGAGAAAAAACCUUUAGAACCUUUCUCGCGACACCACGAAGAUGUCUUCCUGACCAAGUUUUUGCCAAAUCAAAGGCUUUGUUUUGAGUUAAAGUAAACCGUGGCAUCUUGACAAGCUUUAAAAUAUCAAAUUUUAUUAAGACUACACCUUAGUAGUUCCAAAAAUAUCAAAAAAUUCGUAAAAUUUUUCUGAUUCAGAAUGUAAAAUUUUUUACAUUGGAACUACUAAUUAAGGUGUUGUAUUAAUUAAACUUGAUAUUUUAAGGCUUGUCAAGAUGCCAGGGUUCACUUUAGCUCAAAACAAACCUUUUGAAUUCGUAAAAACUUGGUCAAAAAGGCAUUUUCGUGGCGUUGCGAGAAAAGUUCUGAUGACUUUUUUCACCCUUACAAACCAAAAUUAGGCAGUUAAUUUUUACAUAUUCUGAAUCAGAAAAAUUUUGCGAUUUCUUUGGUAUAUGUCUCGACCUGUAACUCCUUACCCCAUAGAAGUCUUUCCUUGUUUAACAAACUUCAUUAUCUAACCUUAUAACAUCCAAUUUUCAGCAGUUCAAGUUGCUGAUGGAGCGGAGAACGCAUCGGAAAGCAAAUCAGCAUCGAUCAUCCAGCCACUGUCCGAUCCACCAACCAAUUCGGCCGCAAACACUCCAAGAACUUCAACGUCCAGUUGCUCAACCGCCAACGGAUUCGAUAUCCCGUUUGCGAAUUCGGGAUCUUCUGACGAUGCUAAACGAGCUCGCUCGACGACUCCACCAACGGCCUCAUUGGAGAAUCUGGCAGCCAGUUCGACGAAUUCAUCGACAAAUCCACCAAGAAGCUCGACUUCAUCGACGAAUUCGUCGGUGAAUUGCCCAUCGUAUAUCCAACCAUUACCUGCGCCAGCUGAGAGUCAAGCAAAGACUCCGAAAGCCGAUAUUUCGUCAACGAGUUCGAAAGGUUCGAGAAGCUCCAAAAGCUCCGGUCGAUGGAAGUUUAUUCCCAGCCCCUUGGAGGAUCUGGCCCGAUCAGUGGGCAGCAAAAUCGGCAAAGGAUUGGAGAGAUUGAGAAGGGACUCAAGUCAAAGCGAUAAUUGA